Molecule: messenger RNA, 963 nt
Organism: Seminavis robusta
Lineage: Eukaryota; Bacillariophyta; Bacillariophyceae; Naviculales; Naviculaceae
Source: the annotation of a GenBank genome assembly
AUGCGCAACACAUCCCGCUUAUUCUAUGUUCUUUCUUCCCUGAGACUUUCACCAUCGGAUGGAUUUCGCCCUUCCACCUAUAUUAUAAUGAGAGUACUCGGAGUCGCGCUGGGAGACGCACUUGGUGCCAUGCUGCUACUGGGGAUGUGGCUUGGUGACAAGCUCGGGAAUGAGCUAGGCAACAAACUUGGAGAACUGCUAGGGGAAGAGCUGGGUGAAGCACUCGGUGAGGCACUUGGCGUCAAGCUGGGGGACUGGCUAGGGCUGGAACUUGGGGAAGUAGAUGGAGAGGCACUAGGGGAAGCACUUGGACUGCUGCUUGGAACAGAGCUAGGUGAUGAACUUGGGCUGGAGCUUGGGGAAGUAGAUGGAGAGGAACUGGGGGAAACGCUUGGGCUGCUGCUUGGAGCAGAACUGGGCGAUGAACUUGGUCCGUCACUAGGAGAAGCACUAGGUGAGCUACUUGGUGAACUACUGGGAGUGCUGCUUGGGGUGGUGCUUGGAUCAGUGCUCGGAGUGCUGCUUGGAGAGGUGCUAGGUGUACUGCUAGGUGAUGCACUGGGAGCUGAGCUUGGAGAGACACUUGGAACAGCACUUGGACUUUUACUGGAGGUCGGGGCAUUGCUAACAGUUGGAACGGAGCUAGGAACUUCACUAAAGGUUGGAACAUUUGAAGUGCUUGGGACCAAACUUGGAGAUGCACUCGGUGCAAGACUGGGCGAAGAGCUAGGCAAUGCACUGGGGCUUACACUGGGAAUUGCACUGGGACUGUCACUUGGAGAAGCACUUGGUAGACUGGAGGGGCUAUCACUUGGGCUGCUACUUGGACUUCCACUUGGAGUGGCACUGGGUUCUGAACUUGGACUUCCACUUGGACUGGAAAUAGGAGUGGCACUGGGUGUUGAACUAGUUGGUCUAUCGACGAUUGGAAGUCCUGCAGAUGGCCCAAGAGUACCAAUUUGA